Messenger RNA from Rhinopithecus roxellana (golden snub-nosed monkey), 3843 nucleotides. RefSeq names its product tubulin gamma complex associated protein 5 (gene TUBGCP5). Gene Ontology annotation, molecular function: microtubule minus-end binding; gamma-tubulin binding. Gene Ontology annotation, biological process: spindle assembly; cytoplasmic microtubule organization; mitotic cell cycle. Lineage: Eukaryota; Metazoa; Chordata; Mammalia; Primates; Cercopithecidae. The record is from RefSeq and is a predicted model, not a curated record. Gene Ontology annotation, cellular component: equatorial microtubule organizing center; gamma-tubulin complex; spindle pole. Bases 129 to 3206 code for a protein of 1025 amino acids. The transcript is spliced from 23 exons.
AGUUGCCCGGCGCGGGACCGCGAACUCUCGCGAGAAGGCCGCCAGCUCCGGGGGCAACUGCCGCGGGAGCCCGAACUCUCGCGCGACAGCGACCAAGUCGUUAGAAGCGCUUUGCAGGCGCGCGCAACAUGGCGCGGUACGGACCGCCGUUGAGCUGGCUGGACGCGCAGCAGGAGCGCGACGUGCGGGAGCUCGUCCGGGGUGUCGCCGGCCUCCAGGACGAGGCAGACCCCAACUUCCAGCUCGCCCUAAACUUCGCCUGGUCCAACUUCAGAUUUCAUCGUUUCUUGGAUGUGAACAGCCACAAAAUAGAAAAAACAAUCGAAGGAAUUUAUGAAAAAUUUAUCAUUCAUUCUGAUCUCAGCAAAGCUGCUAGCUGGAAGAGAUUAACUGAGGAAUUUCUAAAUGCACCACUUCCCAGCAUAAAGGAAAUAAAGACAGAUGCACAUUAUUCCAUACUGUCACUUCUUCUGUGUCUGUCAGACUCUCCUUCAAACAGCAAUUAUGUGGAGACACCGAGAGAUAAAGAAGUGGAAAAGAAAGAUGAUUUUGAUUGGGGAAAAUACUUGAUGGAAGGUGAAGAAAUGGACAUUGGUCCUUACAUGGACACACCAAAUUGGUCUGAAGAAAGUGAAGAGGAAAAUGAUCAACUGCCCUUAAGCAGAGAGGACUCUGGAAUUCAGGUAGACAGGACACCGUUAGAAGAACAAGAUCAAAACAGAAAACUGGAUCCUUGUAUCAGUUGGAAAGCAGGUGAGCCAGAUGACCGAAGCUGGCUGGAACAUCACGUGGUCCAUCAGUACUGGACAGCCAGGCCCUCCCAGUUUCCUCAUAGUUUACAUUUGCACUCCGAUUUAGCUGCUGUCUGGGACCAGCACUUGUACAGCAGUGAUCCAUUGUAUGUUCCAGAUGACAGGGUUUUGGUUACUGAGACUCAGGUUAUUCGGGAAACCCUAUGGUUACUUUCAGGAGUGAAAAAGCUCUUUAUAUUUCAGUUGAUAGAUGGGAAGGUAACUGUGAGAAACAAUAUUAUAGUAACUCAUUUAACACAUAGCUGUUUACGAUCUGUGCUGGAACAAAUAGCAGCAUAUGGCCAGGUUGUGUUUCGACUCCAGGAGUUCAUUGAUGAAGUCAUGGGACACAGUUCCGAGAGCAUGCUGCCUGGAAGUGGGUCUGUUCCUAAGAAGUCAACUGAAGCUCCCUUUAGAACCUACCAGGCUUUCAUGUGGGCCCUGUAUAAAUAUUUCAUUAGUUUCAAAGAGGAACUUGCAGAAAUUGAGAAGUGCAUCAUCAGUAAUGAUGCUACAAUAACUCUUGCAAUAGUGGUGGACAAGUUGGCGCCUCGGUUGGCUCAGCUCAAGGUUCUGCACAAAGUGUUUAGUACUGGAGUAGCAGAAGUUCCACCUGAUACUCGAAAUGUUGUCCGGGCCUCUCACCUGCUCAACACCCUGUACAAGGCCAUUCUUGAAUAUGACAAUGUUGGAGAAGCCUCUGAGCAAACCGUCUCCCUGCUGUUCUUUCUCUGGGUGGAAACGGUACGGCCUUACCUGCAGACGGUGGACGAGUGGAUCGUGCAUGGGCACCUGUGGGAUGGCGCCAGGGAGUUCAUCAUCCAGAGAAACAAAAAUGUUCCAGUUAAUCACAGAGACUUCUGGUAUGCAACUUACACGCUAUAUAGUGUAUCAGAAAAGACAGAAAAUGAAGAAAAAAUGAGUGAUAAUGCUAGUGCGAGUUCCGGCAGUGACCAGGGGCCCUCCAGCAGGCAGCACACCAUGGUGUCCUUCCUCAAACCUGUCCUGAAGCAGAUCAUAAUGGCUGGCAAGUCGAUGCAGCUGCUGAAGAACCUGCAGUGUGCGGAGAGCACCACCUGCCAGGCAGGAGCCAGAGAUGCAGAAAGAAAAAGUUUAUACACUCUCUUUCUGGAAUCUGUACAGUCCCGUCUUCGACAUGGAGAAGAUUCCACUCCACAGGUUCUUACUGAGCAACAGGCAACCAAGGAGAAUCUAAUGAAGAUGCAGUCCAUUGCUGAAAGGCAUCUUGAACUGGAUGAUGUUCAUGAUCCACUGCUUGCCAUUAACUUUGCAAGGAUGUAUUUGGAGCAGAGUGACUUUCACGAGAAGUUUGCUGGUGGUGAUGUAUGUGUGGAUAGAUCAUCGGAAUCUGUGACAUGCCAGACUUUUGAGUUAACGCUGAGAUCCUGCCUCUAUCCUCAUAUUGACAAGCAGUAUCUAGAUUGCUGUGGAAAUCUCAUGCAAACUCUAAAAAAAGAUUACAGGUUGGUAGAAUACUUGCAAGCCAUGAGAAAUUUUUUCUUAAUGGAAGGAGGAGAUACCAUGUAUGACUUCUACACAUCCAUUUUUGAUAAAAUAAGAGAAAAGGAAACGUGGCAGAAUGUGUCUUUUCUUAAUGUCCAACUCCAAGAAGCAGUAGGACAGCGUUAUCCUGAAGAUAGUUCACGUCUGUCUAUAUCUUUUGAAAAUGUUGACACAGCUAAGAAGAAACUGCCUGUUCAUAUCUUAGACGGUCUGACCCUCAGCUACAAGGUCCCAUGGCCCGUGGACAUUGUUAUAAGUUUGGAAUGUCAAAAAAUUUAUAAUCAAGUGUUUCUUCUCUUACUGCAAAUAAAGUGGGCAAAAUAUAGUCUGGAUGUUUUACUUUUUGGUGAACUGGUUAGUACUGCGGAAAAACCACAUCUUCAAGAAGGCCUUGUACAUGAACAAGACACAGUUGCUCAGUUCGGACCACAAAAAGAACCAGUAAGACAGCAGAUUCAUCGCAUGUUCCUCUUAAGAGUGAAGCUCAUGCAUUUCGUGAACAGCUUGCACAACUACAUCAUGACCAGGAUUCUCCACAGUACAGGGCUGGAGUUUCAACAUCAAGUCGAGGAAGCCAAGGAUUUAGAUCAGUUGAUUAAAAUUCACUAUAGGUAUCUGUCAACCAUCCAUGACCGGUGUCUGCUGAGAGAAAAGGUCAGCUUUGUGAAAGAAGCUAUCAUGAAGGUGUUGAACUUGGCCCUCAUGUUUGCAGACGGUUGGCAGGCAGGCCUGGGCGCUUGGCGAAUGGAAUCUAUAGAGAAAAUGGAGUCUGAUUUUAAAAACUGCCAUAUGUUUCUUGUAACCAUUUUAAACAAAGCCGUCUGUAGAGGAUCCUUUCCCCAUUUGGAAUCUCUAGCGCUGUCACUCAUGGCUGGCAUGGAACAAAGUUAAAUGUCUUCAGUGUGAGAAAUGUCUCCAGCUUCAUCAUCAUACAUGUACAUUUCCACCAUGUGCAGCUGAAAAGUGAGAAUCUUUUCAUUUUGGUUUAUUUGUAAAACUUGUCCACUGUCGGCCGGGCACAGUCACUCACGCCUCUAAUCCCAGCACUAUGGGAGGCCAAGGCAGGCGGAUCACUUGAGCCCAGGAGUUUGAGGCCAGCCUGGGCAACAUGGUGAAACCCUGUGUCUACCAAAAAUACAAAAUGUAUCCAGACAUGUUGGUGUGUGCCUCUCUAGCUACUCAAGAGGCCAAGAUGGGAGGAUUGCUUGAGCCCAGGAGGUCAAGACUGCAGUGAGCCAUGAUUGCACUACUGCAGUGCAACCUGGGUGACAGAGUGAGGUCCUGACUCAGAAAGAACCACUUGUCCGCAGUCCAGACAGAUGGAUUGUAGGUGGGUUUUCUGGAGAUGAGUAGAUGCUGUAUAGAGUUGUAUACAUAAAAUUGUGUCUAGUGCAAAGUGUAUAUAGGCUGUUUACUCUUAUAUUUCCUACUGUAAGAUACAGAUUUAUGGUACUGAUACCUUUAAAUAUAAAUUAUAUCAUAUUUUGAAAAUGUAAUUCUGAUAUUCAAAAUAAAGGACUUAAAAUUA